Trematosphaeria pertusa is the source of this 1194-nucleotide messenger RNA. RefSeq lists its product as uncharacterized. The record is from RefSeq and is a predicted model, not a curated record. The transcript has 4 exons. NCBI's taxonomy places the organism in Eukaryota, Fungi, Ascomycota, Dothideomycetes, Pleosporales, Trematosphaeriaceae. The coding region runs from base 1 to 1194 and encodes 397 amino acids.
AUGGGCGCGGGAAAGCUGUUCACGCCAUGGAUCCUCGGCCCCACAAUCGAAAUAACAAUGUUUACACUGACCAGUUUCUCGACGCUGGUAGUGGCUACCCGGUUCUAUUGUCGAAUAUGGGUCGUAGGCAAGUUGAAGCACUAUGACUACUUGAUCGCUGCCGCAGUUCUCUGUACCUGGGGACUGUGUGUGAUCAACCACUAUCAGUGCUAUUAUGGGACCGGCACGGGUGCUUGGCCAGCAAACUGGCCGAUGCCUUCGCUAGAGUUUAUCAACGAAGUUCGACAGGGUUCAGCCAAAGUAUGGUACGCCUACCAAAUCGUCUACCUGCUUGACCCCGCCCUCAUCAAGCUCUCAAUCCUCGUCUUCUACCUGAGCAUUGCAACCCACAGGACCUUCCGGAUCGUCACCUACAUCACCAUCGGCUUCGUAGCCUGCAUGAGCACCGUCAUGAUCCUCGUCAACGCCUUCGAAUGCCCGCACAAACCCUCCCUUGCGCUUGCCCCAGACAUCUUCACCGAGCGAGACAAAUGGGGUUGCUUCAAUCUAGAGAAGCUGUACUUCAGCCAAGCAGGCUUGAACAUCUCCACCGACAUCUUCAUCCUCGUCCUUCCGCUACCGAUUCUCGUCAAGCUGCGUAUGCCGACGCUCAAGCGCAUUUCCCUGUUGCUCGUCUUUUCGAUCGGCCUGCUCGUCCCGAUUGCGGCAGCGCUCCGCAUCUGGGCCCUCUAUAUGUGGGCCACUGUGCCCGAGCUGGACAUGCAGCGAUAUUACGGCGGCUACAUCUUGUUCUGGGACCAAGUCGAAAUGAAUACCGCAAUCAUCUGCGCCUCCGCCCCAUCCCUGCAACCCCUCUUCAGAGCAGUAUUCGGCGAAUUAUCUCGAUUCCAGAGAUCGCGUACUUAUUACUUCUACGGUGAAGGCCAGUCCACGAUGACGCAGCGAACGAUUGGGAGGCGAGGUAGUCGACCGCUCGAACAAGAUCUUCCGCUGGAAAGCCCGGCAUCGACGUACCGCCCGCAGAAGCACGAAAUAUCAGACGACAUACACAACGACGUUAUCGUCGUCAGGGAAAUGGAUGAAGAGGAGGAGAUUCGGAAUCGCGUUCGCGCGUUUACAGCGAGGCCUCCGAGUUCACACUCGCAGCCGCCGAAAUCGCCGGCACGACCAAGAGAUAUUCUGGCUUCGGGGUGA